Messenger RNA from Phodopus roborovskii (desert hamster), 3581 nucleotides. It is a transcript of the gene Bpnt2, whose product is annotated as 3'(2'), 5'-bisphosphate nucleotidase 2. Gene Ontology annotation, cellular component: endomembrane system. The record is from RefSeq and is a predicted model, not a curated record. Gene Ontology annotation, molecular function: 3'-nucleotidase activity. Bases 141 to 1214 code for a protein of 357 amino acids. Gene Ontology annotation, biological process: phosphatidylinositol phosphate biosynthetic process; skeletal system development. Lineage: Eukaryota; Metazoa; Chordata; Mammalia; Rodentia; Cricetidae. The transcript has 5 exons.
GCGCGGGGCGCGGGGCGCGGGGCGCGGGGCGGCUCUCCCCGGGCGGCGAUGGCGCGCGCGGGCGCCGGGAGGCGGGCGCCGUUGUAGCGGACUCAGCGGCGGGCCUGAGGCGGCCCAGGCGGCGGUCGCGCUCGCGCGCCAUGGCCCCCAUGGGCAUCCGCCUGUCCCCGCUCGGGGUGGCCGUGUUCUUCCUGCUGGGGCUCGGCGUGCUCUACCACCUCUACUCGGGCUUCUUGGCCGGCCGCUUCAGCCUCUUCGGCCUGGGCGGCGAGCCGGCGGGCGGGGCGGCCGGCUCGGAAGGCGACGGGGGCGCGGUGGACCUGCGGGAGAUGCUGGCCGUGGCGGUGCUGGCGGCCGAGCGCGGCGGCCAGGAGGUGAGGCGGGUCCGCGAGAGCAACGUCCUCCACGAGAAGUCCAAGGGGAAGACGCGCGAGGGUGCCGAGGACAAGAUGACCAGCGGCGACGUGCUGUCCAACCGCAAGAUGUUCUACCUGCUCAAGACCACCUUCCCCACCGUGCAGAUAAAUACUGAGGAACAUGUAGAUGCAUCUGACAAGGAGGUCAUUGUGUGGAAUCGUAAGAUUCCCGAGGACAUCCUGAAGGAAAUAACUUCUCCCAAGGAGGUUCCUGCAGAAAGUGUGACUGUCUGGAUUGAUCCACUUGAUGCUACACAGGAGUACACGGAGGAUCUUCGAAAGUAUGUCACUACCAUGGUGUGUGUAGCUGUGAAUGGCAAACCUGUACUAGGAGUUAUCCAUAAGCCAUUCUCUGAAUAUACAGCUUGGGCAAUGGUAGAUGGUGGUUCAAAUGUGAAAGCCCGUUCUUCCUACAAUGAGAAGACCCCAAAGAUCAUUGUGUCUCGCUCUCAUGCAGGGAUGGUCAAACAGGUUGCUCUUCAGACAUUUGGAAACCAGACAUCAAUUAUCCCAGCUGGUGGUGCUGGUUAUAAAGUUUUAGCGCUCCUGGAUGUGCCUGAUAUGAGUCAAGAAAAAGCAGAUCUAUAUAUUCACGUGACGUACAUCAAAAAGUGGGAUAUAUGUGCUGGCAAUGCCAUCUUAAAAGCCCUCGGGGGGCAUAUGACCACUCUGAAUGGGGAAGAGAUCAGUUACACUGGCUCUGAUGGCAUUGAAGGGGGACUCCUUGCUAGCAUUAAAAUGAACCACCAAGCACUGGUCAGAAAACUCCCGGAUUUAGAAAAGUCAGGACAUCAAUAAGUGUUCCAGACCACAGGGUGCAACUCCAGAGGUGAAUUGUUCGGCCUGAACUGUUGAAACUUCAAAGGACUGGUGGAGACUAUGCAUGGUUAAGGCCAUUCUGAACUUAGGAAGUACUUAUGAAGCAUCAAGACUUAUUUUCCCUAUACUAGGAUGCAAAAUCAGGGAAAUUAGGUUGCUUCAUUUCUCAAGUAUUGUCUUUAUUUUUGAGACUAUUUUCAUACAGUUGUCAUACACAAGGCACAUAUAUAUAUACAUGUAUAUACAUGUAUAUAUAUAUUUGUGGAUUAAAAUCUAGAACUGAGUCUACACUGUUAUGAGUCACCAUUUUCACUCAGCAAAUGAUGAGUCUGCACUGUUGAUACUUUCUUACAGAUUUGGGUUUGAGGAAGGCUUCAUUUUGUGUAGAUGUUUAGUGUAACUUUGAGGUUUUAUCAUACUGAAAAUAAAGUCAUUGGUGAUUUUUACUCCUCAGAUGGAAAGCACAAGAAGUCUCAUAUUCAUUAAUAGUCAUCUACCAUUUCUAUGGAUUUAGUAGAAAAGGCUUAAAUAGAUUAUUUUCUUUGAAGUUUUACUAACAGAUUCACCAGCUGACAGAAAAUACAGACAAAUGAUGAACUGCAUUGUAAUUGGAGUUUUUUGUGAAUGUCUAAGGUUUUGUUUUGGUCAGUUAAAGUGUAUCUGUCGUUUCAGCUUUUCUGCCCUGUUGCUGUUGGUUUUCAUUCCCCUUGGAAGGUGCAUUGUUCACACAUUAUUGACCAGCAUUUAGUGUUUACUUGUAAAGUUGGUUUUAGGUUUCAAUACUAGCAUCAUGAUUUGGUGUAUUUUCUUAUUAAAGAUAAAAUAUGCCGUAAGAAAAUAUAAGAAUAUAUGUGAUUAUAAUCAUUCACAUUAGAGGGAAUAACUAGUUUUAGUUAUUUUUUUUUCAGUAUUUUGUUUUAAUAAAUGUUUUAAACCUUGCCAGGUUUAUCUGUAGACAUUCUCCUCUUAUCAGGAAUGGACACAGUUCCCUUUUUAGCUACUAAUUGUCUUAAGAUAACCAAAUUCUCAAAGGAAUCGCUUGUGACACAAUUGUGUAGUUUCCUCUCAGAUUACUAUGAUGAAAAUUGAUGAUUUUUUUUUUUUCCGUUUAGUUGGCAAAAUGUGGUUAGAAAAGAGAUGGUGGCAUUUGUCAUGUGGCUCUAACUAAGAGUCAUAUUUGUUGGUGAGUGGUUUGUCUUAAUGUGACCUAGAAAAUUGAUGUAAGUAGUCCUGUCUUUUCGUAUGACUUUGAUGCCCUUACAAGCAUUAGUGAGGAAUUUCUCAUAUUUUCUUCAAAUGUAACCCUAAAGCAAUUUUCCUCUUUUAGAGAUAAAAUUGAGCAUAGUGGACAUGCUAUCCUGAUAGACAUGCAUACUUUAGGUUUGCAUAUCAUGGGGUCCAAUGCCCAUCAUUCUUCAGUACUAGACUGAAUCUUAGUACAGUACCAGGGCUUUCUCCCAUACUUAGCUGCUGGUAACAAAUUGGCCUUGAUGCAGUGAAGAUUCAAAGUUUUGAAAGGUGGGAACUUGGUGUUUGUUUAACAGGACUUGGGAGUUUUGAAAACAGUUUCAGACACCUAAUCUGAUUACUAAAUAUGCUUUCCCCAGAGAGAUGGCAGAGGCCAGAUACUCACCAGAGUCCUCUGAUAGGGACAUUUGUUUUCAUUGUAAUAUGUCAAGACAGGAAAUGGAAUUUAAUUGAAAAUGUUAAAUGUGUGGAAACUUUUAUCAUUUAGUAGAUGCAGAACUAGUUCAUGUUAGCAAGCAUGAUUGCUUUAGUUUUUAAUUUCAUUAAUCUGUGUAACUAAAGAUAUGAACUAUGCUGAGAUGUUGGCUGAGAGUUGAAAGUAUUAUUUUAUUAUUUGUUGGUGUUGUUUAGUUACUAAUGAUUUUACAUACUUUUAUAGACCAUUCAUUUUCUAAAAAAUUUAAGAGCCAAUAUACAUUACAAGGAAAACGGUAUUUAUAUUUAUUUAUGAGGUGUUGUGCCACAAUAUACUAGCCGUGGAGUAUGUAAUAUCUCUAAGAAUUAACAUUAAGUUGUUUUACUUCUAAACGUAACAAACUAAGCAAGUUUACAUUUGGAAACUCACCUGUUUUCCCUUUAGUAGAGCUUCAGUGGUAACAGCUGUCUCCUAGGUCACCCAUUGGUCCCUUUGCUGCUCCGUUCUGUUUUUCUGUUGGCCCUCUUCCUUAGCUGGUAUGCCCCAUGUAACCCAAAAUCCUCUUCCAAACUCAUUCCCCUUUAUAUGGAGACUGGAAAGCUCACAGUGAGAGUGGUCACUCUGGAAGAGAUCUGGUUAACCAUUAUUUUUGAUGUUCAGUGGGAAGUAAAGACCUUCAAAAC